Molecule: messenger RNA, 5704 nt
Organism: Epinephelus lanceolatus (giant grouper)
Lineage: Eukaryota; Metazoa; Chordata; Actinopteri; Perciformes; Serranidae
Product: pre-B-cell leukemia transcription factor 1-like
Biological process (GO): regulation of DNA-templated transcription
Cellular component (GO): nucleus
Molecular function (GO): DNA-binding transcription factor activity, RNA polymerase II-specific; DNA binding
Source: RefSeq, a predicted model, not a curated record
AGGGGGAUGGAGUGAGUGAAAUAAAUCCACACUUCUUAUUUCUCACAGCCACUUUUUUAGGGGGGUAGUAAUUUGGCAGGGAGAGAGAGAGGGGGGUGUUUGGAUCACUGCGCCACAUAACAAGAAAACGUGUCCUAGUUCAUGUUAGUAGUAGAAAUCAGCAGCCUAUCUCUUUUUACGCACACCCUGCUCCAGUGAAGGCAACAGCAGUUCAGAUCAGAUUUCACAUUCAGCUCCGACCAGCUGAGAGAGACACAGCCAGAGAGCAGGAGGGCUCGUAUCUCCGCUUUCCCCUCCGAUACCCCCGCCAGAAAAAACCCCCACACAGCCCCUGCGAGGAGCAACCGGGUGCGCGGCGCAAAUAUUAAAAAACACCACCGGGAUUUUUUUCCCCUCCUCCUUUUUUUUUCUUUUAUGUAUUUUUGCAGGAUUUCAGCAGCGAGAGCGCCACAGAGAAUUAGAUAGAGAGAAGAAGAAGAGAUGGACGAGCAGACGAGGUUGAUGCACUCUCACACGGGGGUAGGCAUGGCAGGGCACCCCGGCCUGCCGCAGCAUAUGCAGGAAGGCACCGGAGGAACGGACGGCGACGGAAGAAAACAGGACAUUGGAGACAUUUUACAGCAAAUUAUGACCAUCACGGAUCAAAGUCUGGACGAAGCCCAAGCCAGGAAACACGCUCUGAACUGUCACAGAAUGAAGCCAGCGCUUUUCAAUGUCUUGUGUGAAAUCAAAGAAAAAACAGUGCUGAGUAUCCGCGGCGCCCAGGAGGAGGAGCCCCCGGAUCCCCAGCUCAUGCGCCUGGACAACAUGCUGCUGGCAGAGGGCGUAUCCGGUCCGGAGAAAGGCGGAGGCUCGGCGGCGGCGGCGGCUGCAGCAGCGGCCUCGGGAGGAGCGGGGGCGGACAACUCGGCAGAGCACUCUGACUACAGGGCCAAGCUGACCCAGAUCAGACAGAUCUACCACACAGAGCUGGAGAAGUAUGAACAGGCAUGCAACGAGUUCACCACCCAUGUGAUGAACCUGUUGCGGGAGCAGUCGCGCACACGUCCAAUUUCGCCCAAAGAGAUCGAGCGCAUGGUGAACAUCAUCCACCGCAAGUUCAGCUCCAUCCAGAUGCAGCUCAAGCAGAGCACCUGCGAGGCCGUCAUGAUCCUGCGCUCCCGCUUCCUCGAUGCCAGACGGAAAAGACGAAACUUCAACAAGCAGGCAACAGAGAUCCUGAACGAGUAUUUCUACUCACACCUCAGUAACCCGUACCCCAGCGAGGAGGCUAAAGAAGAACUGGCAAAGAAGUGUGCCAUCACAGUUGCCCAGGUUUCCAACUGGUUUGGGAAUAAAAGAAUCAGAUACAAGAAAAACAUUGGUAAGUUCCAAGAAGAAGCCAACAUGUACGCUGCGAGAACUGCCGUGAAUGCGGCUAAUGCAUCCUCACAUGGAAGCCAAGCAAAUUCACCCUCAACUCCAAACUCUGCAGGUUCUGCUGGCUCUUUUAACAUGUCAAACUCCGGGGACUUGUUCAUGAGCGUGCAGUCUCUCAAUGGGGACUCGUACCAGGGGGCUCAGGUGGGAGCCAACGUGCAGUCACAGGUGGAUACCCUUCGCCAUGUUAUCAGUCAGACAGGCGGAUACAGUGAAGGACUCACAGCCAACCAGAUGUACAGUCCGCAGGGCAUCAAUGCAAACGGUGGCUGGCAGGAUGCUCCGACCCCCUCAUCAGUGACUUCACCCACAGAAGGACCCGGAAGCGUUCACUCUGACACCUCCAACUGAUCCUCCACCCCCCUCCUUCACUCCUCCGUCCUCUGCUUCCUAACUUCCUCCACCACUGCACCCCCAGACACACCUCCUAAAACUGAAGCUCAAACCCCCAUUGGGACUGGACGUGACGUACUGUAUGCAGUCACGCGGCGGGACACAGUUGGGGUCUGGGACGACAUUUCCAUCAUUAUGGACAGAUAUUUCACUUUUCCUAUCUGGACUACAGUACCGCAGCACCGUUAGCAGCCUGCGUAGGGGACUCAUAUCCACACUUCACAGUUUGUACAGUUUCCACUUGAUGUCCAUGUUGCCUCUUUGUAUUUCUCUUACAUUAUAUAUUCACACAGUAGGCACACAGUUAGCAGCGUAAUGCUCCCCACGUCUUGUAAAUUGAAAUGCUUCCACACUACCUCUAUUCGAAAUAACAACAGAGAAAACAUUUCAAGCGCUUCGGUUUUACAAAUUUUUAUAAUUAUUGGAAUUUUAUUGUACGAUGCAUCACGCCCUGUCAUAACACCUCUGUCUUUAUUACUGUGUUCACACAUUUUGUUUAUCUACAGUGCCAAAGUUCAACCCUGGAGGUGAAUUUUGAUACGUUUUUAUUGCGUCAUGUCCUUCCAUUGUCCAUGCCAUACGUUGUUAAGUAUCAUUAUGUUAGUCCAGUCAUAUUAGUCAGGUAAUAUCCAUGUAUUCAGCCUCGAUUUAUAUAGUUUGUAUUCAGAACUUCUACAACAGACAAUGACAUAUAAGGCAUUUUAUAUUUUAUUGCCAGAGAAGCAGGUUUUCUGCUCAUAUGCAGUACAAUGAUAAUGCAAAGAAUUCACAAUUUUUACGCAAGCAAUUAAACUGAGUGCGACUCGAGAGGAGAGCUGAAGUUCUGUCACGCUUGUCGGCUGCAUUUACAAUAUUCAAAAAAUAAUUGACCUGAAAAACUAAAUCGAUGACAACGUUAGCGGCAAUUAUGGCACGUCAAUAAGAAUUAAAGCACAAUAAAGCCUAAUGAUUGAUCUCGAAGGGUAACAUUUGUAAAUGUUGAAGAGAAAACAAUACAGAGGAAAUUUUAUGAUUUAACUAUAGGAGUCGUAUAUGGAAGAAAAAGAGUGUACAUACAGUCAGUGCAUUGUCAGACAUCGUCAGUGUGUAUCAAUAUAGCCAAAUACUGCUGGUAACCAAAUCCAAAACAAAAAUUGUAAUUCAGAUUUUAAGGCACCAUGUUGCUGGGAUUUUACUUUUCAUUUGUGGGAUUAUAUUUGUAUCAUCAUCCUGAGACUGUGUUGGGACAUUUUGAGCUCAGAUUAAGUUUUUGUGUUUGCUCAGAUUAUUCUUUUCACAAUAAGAGUUUCUUGACAUAUAUAUCCCCUUGCACGCUCGGGAUUGUGGCACAAAUAUAACUCCAUGCUUCGAAAUUAUAUUUGUGUCAUAAUCCUGAGAUCACAGUCAGACAUUUUACAUAAAAAAAAAUAGAUUUUUCUGUUUGCCAAAUUAAAUAAUUCUUUGCACGAUAACAAUUUAACAUAUACUUUGUGUGAGAGCAAGAAAAAUCAUUCUCAGAAUACUCCAUCGCAAGCUCAAGAUUGUGGCACAAAUACAACUCCAUAUUUGCGGCAUAAUCUUGAGACCAUGACUGGACACCUAUGUUUGUGCUGAAAUUAGAUUUUUGUGUUAUAUUAUCAAUAUACACUUUGUGUUGGCGCAAAAAAAAUCACGUUAAAAAAAUGCUAUUGCAUGCUCAGGAUUAUGGCACAAACUCUAAGCACUAACUCCGUAUUUUGGAAUUAUAUUUGUGUCAUAAUCCUGAGAUCACAAUGGGACAUUUUGCGCUUAAUUUAGAUUUUUGUGUUUGCUUAAAAUAAAUUAUUCUCUGCAUGAUAAGAAUUUCUUUACAUAUACUUUGUGUCAGCGCAAAAAAAUCACUUUUAAAAUAUCCCAUUGCAUGUUCAGAAUUAUGGCACAAACAUGACUCCAUAUUUUAGAAUUAUAUUUGUGGCAUAAUGCUGAGACCGCGUUGGGACAUUUUGCGCUCAGAUUAGAUUUUUGUGUUACAAUAUUUCUUUACAUAUAUUUUGUGUUUGUGCAAAAAAUCACUUUCAAAAAAUGCCAUUGCACACUCAGGAUUGUGUCACAAAUACAACUCCAUAUUUUGGAAUUAUGUUUGUGUCAUAAUCCUGAGGCCACGAUGGGACUUUUUGCGCUCAAAUUAGAUUUUUGUGUUACAUUAUCAAAUUUUUUUAAUCAUACCUUGUGCUUGAAAAUAUCACUUUUUAAAAAAAAUCCCAUUGUGUGCUCAGGAUUAUGGCACAAAUAUGACUCCAUACAUAUUCAGUGCAAAACACUUGAGGUUUCUCAUCCCAUCACUCCUGUUCUUUGAUAACAUAACGAACUACAGUGUUUGUGUUUUCAAGAGUCCCAUCACUUUUUGUUUUGACACCACAUCCAUCAACACAAACCGAUCCAAAAUGUGAAAUUAAAAUUUGUGACCUUUGUUGUAUGUACAGUAUAGUAUGUGGUCUAACAUGUAUACAUGAUUACAGUGGUCCUCAUGAGAUAUCAGCAUUUACAUACUUUGAUACCAAAAAAAGGCAGAAUUUUUAUCCUUUACAUUGGGAUCAGCUUUAUCCACGUUUUGUUUUUCCUCUUUUUCGUAGGAUUUUAUGAUCUACGGUACUAGUGAGCGUCUCGUAAUGCUCCAGUACUCUGUAUUCAAAGCCAAAAACAUGCAGUUGGAAUACAGACGUGUUUAUAGACAUUACAACGGAAACAAAUACCCUGAUGGCACACAAAUCCAGAUAAUGUUUGGAUAUAUUUUUAUGUCUCCAUUUUGUGAAUAACUUUUUCAUUUGAUAUUCUUUUGCUUUGCUACAGGACUGUUUUUUUAAUGCUACCAUUAUAUGUGAAUUAGCCCAAGAAUGCUCUAUAUACAGUAUGUAGAUAUGCACCUUUACUCUUUUGUUUUUGCAUCUUUGAAUUUGGAUGGUAGCCAUUUUAACGCAGCCUGACGGAGUUCCAAAUCCUGAUUAUUAUUUUGUACUCAGACCACCGAAACAAGCCUGCCUCCAAGAUGGCUACCGUCCGAAUGAAGGUGACGUGAAAAGUUAAUGUUAACAUCGCCCUCCGGAUUUGUUUUGAGCUUAACUCACGAUAAAGAAAUUCAACCCUGAGAUCCCGACCAGUCAUACAGCCUGACAACCACAGGUAUUUUUUAACAGUCGUCAGUGUGUUUGUAUUUAUUACACAUGUAUGAAAUCAUGGAUGUUUCAGAGCUACUGUCUGGAGGUCAACCACAGCAUGAUUCCACCAAACAAACUCAUUUGGAUCAUUGGGAGCGGCUCCUCCUCCUCGACCGAUCUGCUCAGUAUUACAGUCGAGGGGCCGAGCACCGUUGAAGUGAUGCACAGAACCUGCCUCAGUCGUGUCUUCUGAAGUCAUUGGAGUGAAUUGACAGCACCGGCCAUGCAAGGCAAACACAAGGAUUGUUUUUGCACCCCUCGGAUGAUAAGGAAAAAAAAAAAAAAAAAGGCUUAACUCUACUUUUCACAUUGCCUGUCAAAUAUUAUCGAAGCUUCAUGUAAUGAUGCUUUUUAGUUUUUGAAUAUAAAAGGAGAAGAGACAUGAAAAGAAAAUGAACAAUUUGUAAAACAUAAAAUGUUUUAUUUGUUGCAUGUCUUUUUGUUCUUCAAUAAAAUAACGUACUGCAGUGUUUUGAAUGUUAACUUCUUUUUUAUAAGGAUUUCAGAGUGAAAUCGUGGAGCCUUUUUCUUGACAGGUUUUAACUUUUAAGAUCUCUGCGUAUGUAAAAAGGUAUCAAAUGGAAAACUAUUGUCUUUUUAAUUCCAAUUCCAAACCUGUUUUCUGUGGAGAAAAAUAGCUGAAAGGUGUAGGUUUUAUGGUCUCUUAAUUUGUACUGGCAAUGCGUAUCCCAAAUAAAUAGUUUCUUUUGUUGCAUAAA